CUUCCCCGUCCGCAGCCGCCCGGGGUCCGGGCUGUGCCUCCGCUGCCCGAUCUGCACUGGGAAGGCCAUCUGUGGAAAAGAAGAAAGAGAAAAAAAUGAAGCACUUGUUUUUAAUAUUUCUCAUGAAUUUAUUACACCAGCAUGCUGGGAAAUCUUUGAGAAGAGAUGGAAGUUCCCUGAAGUCAUUUGAAGACAUUAAAAAUGAGAUAGCUGGCUAUACUGAUAUUGCUAAGGCUAUUAUUGAUCUUGCUGUUCAUGGAAAGGCUCAGAACAGAUCCUAUGAUAGAUUAGCAGUUUUUGCUGACACCAUAGGACCUAGACUCAGUGGUUCAAAAAACUUAGAGGCAGCCAUCAAAUAUAUGUUCACUGCCCUGCAGAAAGAUGGGCUGGAAAAUGUGCAUCUAGAGCCUGUGAAAGUACCACACUGGGAAAGAGGAGAAGAGUUUGCAGUGAUGCUGGAACCAAGGAAUCAUAGCAUUGCUAUUUUGGGACUUGGGAACAGUAUUGCCACUCCUCCAGAAGGAAUUACAGCAGAAGUCAUAGUUGUGGCCUCAUUUGAUGAACUGCACAAACGAGCUCAGGAGGCCAAGGGGAAGAUUGUCGUCUACAAUGAACCUUUCAUCAGUUAUGGUGAAACUGUGCAAUACAGGUUACAGGGAGCAGUGGAAGCUGCUAAAGUUGGAGCAGUGGCAUCCCUCAUUAGGUCUAUUGCUUCUUUUUCUAUUCACAGUCCACAUACUGGGGAGCAGAGUUACCAGCCUGAUGUACCCCAAAUUCCCACUGCCUGCAUCACUGUGGAAGAUGCUGAAAUGAUGUCACGAAUGUCUCUCCGUGGCACCAAGAUUGUUGUGCACCUGAGGAUGGGAGCUAAGACUUAUCCAGACUCUCUGUCCUUUAACACUGUGGCAGAGAUUGUUGGAAGCAAGUACCCAGAGCAGGUUGUAUUGGUCAGUGGACAUCUGGACAGCUGGGACGUUGGGCAGGGAGCUAUGGAUGAUGGUGGUGGAGCAUUUAUAUCAUGGGAAGCAUUAUCGCUCAUUAAGGAUCUGGGACUUCGUCCAAAAAGGACACUGCGCUUGGUGCUAUGGACAGGAGAAGAGCAAGGAGGAGUAGGUGCCAAGCAAUACUAUCAGUUGCACAAGGAAAAUAUCUCCAACUUUGAUAUCGUUAUGGAGUCUGAUGAGGGCACCUUCCAGCCAUCUGGACUGGGUUUUUCUGGCAGUGCUGAAGCCCGGGACAUCGUGAGGGAGAUCAUGACUCUGCUGCAGCACAUCAAUGUUACGGAUGUUUACGACACUGCAGAUGGAACAGACAUCUCUUACUGGAUGAGAGAUGGGGUGCCUGGUGCCAGCUUGCGUAAUGACAUCAAUAAAUACUUCUGGUUUCAUCAUUCUCAAGGGGACACGAUGACAGUUCAGGAUCCAAACCAGAUGAAUCUCUGUGCUGCUGUUUGGACUGUUGUCUCCUAUGUAAUUGCUGACAUGGAGGAUAUGUUGCCAAGGUAAUAAAACAGCAAGAAAGAAGAUUUCUGUUCUUCAGUAAAGAUUGUAAGUCCACUAAUGCAUGUGGACUGCAGCUGUAGUAAAUUCUGCUACCCUUGGUUUUCUGCAUUAUUAUUAUAUCUGUUUUCCUCAAAACACACUCUCUUUUAUGCAUUCCUGCUUGUUUUUGCUGUUUUGAUCUCUUCCAUUUGUGAUUUUCACUUAAAUGUAUUCCUUUACGUACUUUUUAUAUUUCAGAUGAAGAUAUAAUACCUCUUUGACUAUGAUAUAAUAACCAUUUGUAUGCACAGUGAUCUUGUGCAGCAGGAAAAAUAUACAAAA
Molecule: messenger RNA, 1823 nt
Organism: Onychostruthus taczanowskii (white-rumped snowfinch)
Lineage: Eukaryota; Metazoa; Chordata; Aves; Passeriformes; Passeridae
Gene: CPQ
Product: carboxypeptidase Q
Exons: 8
Coding region: 96-1505 (469 amino acids)
Biological process (GO): thyroid hormone generation; proteolysis; peptide catabolic process
Molecular function (GO): metallodipeptidase activity
Source: RefSeq, a predicted model, not a curated record